GUAGACACAUCGACUGUUAAUACGUCCGUGGUUUUCAUCAUCUAGCCAGCUGCCGACAUGCCGGUUAGUGUGUAAGGCAGCUGGUACGCGAGUCACGUUGGGUAUUUCAUUGUUCAGAUCACGGUUUACGAUCCCGCUGUGCCGCCGUAACGUUCGAAUGUUUAAAAGACCGUUGCAGUUAUAGGUUAUCCGGGGUGGUACGGCAUAGCGUCGGUGUCGCGUCGGUAAACUACAAUUUUCGCCGCUGGGCGCGCAGUUCGGUUGACGGCUUGGCGACUUGUCGUUAUACGGAUUGCCGCGCAUUUCUGUUGUGGCGUCCGCCCGCCGUUGUUUGUCCGUCCCGUUUGCGGUCGUUUGUACGUCUCUCUUUUUUUUUUUUUUUUUUUUUUUUUUUUUUUUUUUUUUUCGGUUGGACGUGCCAUUCGGCUCGACAUAUCAACAGGUAAGUGAGUCACGCGGCAUAGUAGCUGUAUAUUUUUUGUUACUUUCAUAGGUUUCUAAGCUGAUUUUUUCGUUCGAUUGCUUAACAGGUAUUUUGUCGACGGUACCUUCCUUGUUUUUAAAAUGUUUAUUAAAAUCCGUUCAGUUGGCCUGGAGGAAAAAAACAACACAUUCGAAGUGUCGAGAACUUUAAAAGUUCUAGAUUUAAAACAAAUCAUUUGUCAACGGCUGAAAAUCGAACCGGACGUACAACGUUUGUUUUUCUGCGGAAAACAGGUAAAAACAACCGCUACGACUGCACCAUUCAAUUGUGUUUGGGUCUCGUGCGCCCAAAAUGCCUAUAAAUAUAGUUAUGGUUAAGUUUACUCAUUGCUGUGUACUAUGUGUGCGUCACUAUUAUUGUUAAAUGUGUUUGGCAUUGGCGUUCGCAAUAUUUUAGCAAAAAGCUAUUUUCAACAGUUGUAACUUUUAUUGAUUCAUUGAUUCACCCGUUCAUGAAGUUUAGAAUAAUGGUUUCUAGAAAGCGUGUUUAUUAUGGCUUUACCCAAUUGCUUGCCCUAACAAAAAAGUGAGACCUUUUUCGUUAGGGCAGGCUAAAUAUAUGUAGGUACAUGAUUAACAAUAUUUACUACCUACAUCUUUCAAUGAAAUUGCUAAUGCAAUAACAUGCAGCGAUAUAUAGACAAUUGAAUUUAAUCGGCAUUUCACUAUCCUAAAUUAUUCAAUAUUCAUUAUUAUUAUGUUGAAUUAAUUUCAAUUUAGUUCCUAUGAAUUGUAUUAAAUAAAUGAUUACCUAACAAUCAGAAAAAAAAAAAUUAAUAUCAAUGGGGAGCGCGUAAAAUAUUGGAAAAUAUUUUGUCGGAACUGUAUAUUUCAGAAAAUAAUUGUUACCCAACGACAAUAAUAUGCAAUCACGUAGUGCUUAUGAUGGAAUUAUGCUAAACAGUUACGACAAAAUACUUUUCAAUGAAUUAUUUUUCUAACAAAAUACUUUCUAACGAAUUAUAGGCCUCUAUAUUAAUGUUACAAGGGUAUUAAUUAAUAGGGUAAUGGUAUCUUUGACAAUUUAAUAGUUAUAUUGUGAAUAUUUGAAUCAAUGUAUUUUAUUAUAACACCAAAUUAAGUCUUAAACUAUUUAAUGCAAUUUUUUUUUCUAUAGAACCAUUAAUUGUAUUUUUAUGAAUUAGGAUAAACAAUUCUAUUUUUUGGCAUAAAAAGCCAAUGUAUAGCCAAUGAAUGUACCAAUUUCUGGCCCUUUUUUAAAUUAUUAAAUUAAUAUUAUUUUGUUUUUGAAGAUAGCAACAAGAUCCCUACAUAAUUUUAAAUACUAAUAAUUUGUUAUAUUGAUUUUCUCAGUCUCAUGAAAAAGGUACAUGUUUUUUCGUCUGUCGCUGCACAUUUUCCAUCACUUUUGUCUGUCUGGUUAGAAUAUUACGCGGUAAGAAGUGGGAGUAAUUCGGCCUUUGUGCUCUCGCUAAUGCACAGACCGUGUACCUUCUCUUAUGAGAUUGAGUAUAAUUGAUAAACACUAAUUUAAUUUUAAUUCUGGAUCUUAACGUAUGUAAUAUAUUAAUUGUCAACGGCAUGUAACUGCCAAAAACUGGUACUAUUACUAUAUAGGUAUCUGUAAUAGGCAUCUUAACCAAUAUAAGUUGAUAUUUUUUAGAGUUAAUAGACAAAACAAAUAUUUUUAAGAGUUUGAAUUUAUUGUUGCAUAGUUGUAUAAAAAAACAUCAUUUGAAAAUAGUAUCUAUUCAAUAUUAAUAUAUUUAGAGGAGAUGAUGUAUGAUAUGUUUUUUCCUUCAAUAAAUAUUUGAUCGUGUGUUAAAAUUCUAAAAUUGUAUAAUCUAAGAUAGUUAAGUAAUUUUUGAUUAGAUAAUUUAAAUAUAAAUUAUUUUUAUAAUUUAAAGAAAAAAUUUAAGAGUAUUUUAAUAAUAUGGUUUAUGUAUGUACCCAAUGUACCAAAAUAAUUCAUAUUUAUCCAAAGUAUAACAAGGACUGCACCUUUUUUUUCUUUUAAAUAACUAAUAUGUAAAACAUUUCAUUAUUCCAAUUGUGCUUCCGUUUAAAGCUGAUUAUAUUCAAUUCAUAAAUUAUAAUCAAAUUAUAUUUCAUACAUAAACUAUAAUCGGUUAUAUUUGAUACAUAAAUUGUAAUUAUUGAUACUAUUAAAAUCUAUUAAUAAUCAACCUAGAUUAUAUUUAUAUUUAUUUAUAAAUACCCGGUGAGUAUAUUAUGCGGAAAAAAAUACAUACAUACAAGGUAAUAUAGUUAUUUGUAAAAUUAAAAAUAUCCUCUCUGCUCUACAUGUAAACCUACAUUUAGACAAAUUAUGGAAUGAUUUUAGUUAAGGGACAUAGUGAUUUUUGAAAAAAGAAAACCCAUACUUCUUAAUUUUCUUUGCUUGAACUGUAAAAGAAAAAAAAACAUGCCUGAACCUUUUCUAUUUGCUAUAUGUAUGUCUCUUUGAGUAUAAACUAACCAUAUUAUUGUAGGUAUAUACCAUUAUAAGGUAUUAGGCUUGGUCAAAGUCUGAUGUAUUACAGCAGAUAAAAUCUAACUACUUAUGUAAUUGUAAAAUGCUCUGCAAGUAAUGAGUUUAAUCAAUGUUAUUAUUAAAAGAUUAUAAAAGAUCAAAAAUCUAAAUCCCAAGUUUCCUGCCUACUCUACCAAGUGAUUCAUUUAAGUGGGUACAUUCAUUAUCUUAAAAGUAUUAACUUUUUUUGGAAUUUGUUUUCUAAAACAUUUAAGAAACAAGCUGCUCUACAAUUUUAUAUUUGUGUUAUUUUUUUCACCAUUAUUUUUGGGGGUAAAACCACUAUCUACAUUUGAUUUUCAAAAGGCAACCUAUAUUAAAAAAUCCAUAAAUAGAUUGAGUAUUAUUUAAAAAAAAAUUUGAUUGUUAAAAUUUUUAAUUUCUGUCUAGCUGUUGACGAGAUAUUCUACUUUUAAGUUUAGGUUUGAGGGGAGUAGUGGUGUAUUAUUAACAUGCCGUGCGUAGUACCGCCACACAAAUGAUUUAGUAUUAUUAAAAAUGUAAAACAUAUUACCCAUACAAUUAAAGUUAAAAUUAUGUAUUUGUACCUGUUAAACAUUUAUGAAUUAUUACGUUUUAGUUGGAGAAUAAUUAUACAUUAUUUGACUAUAACAUUAACCAAACCUCGGUCAUUCAAUUGGUGGUUAGAGAACCACCUGUCAAUCAAAGUGGUAUUGAGAAAAAAUCUUUACCUAAUAGUACGGAAGAAGAGCCAUGCUGCUCUUCAGCUACCAGUUCAACAAGUGAUGUAAUAAAUAUUUAUACAGAAGUAAAUUUAUAAUUCACUAUAAAAUAUGAUUUUGUUUUUAUAGGAAAGAACAGAAGAUAAGUCUGAGGAAAGUUGUUAUUUUAAAAUUGGAGAUUAUGUUGAUGUAAAAGAUAGUGAUUGCGGAUUUUGGUUAAUUGGAAAAUUACUCAAGAUAAAAAAAGAUACUAAAACUGUUAACUUACAGGAUCCUAAUAGUCCAGUGCAAAAUGAUGGACUUAUAUACGUUGUUGGGUUCUAUCAGUGUGUUUUUACUUUUUAGAUUUUACAAAUAAAUAUUGUUUUAUGUAAUACAAAUAUGUAUCUUAUAUGUUUACUUAGGGUUUCUGAAACUACUGAAGUAAAUUUACAAGCAAUCAGACCACAUGCUUCGGAAAAAAUUGAUUUUGGCAGGGUGACGCCUGGCAAUAAGUUGCUUAUGAACUAUAAUAUAGAAUAUCCAAAAGAACGCGGCUAUUGGUAUGAUGUAAUAGUAAAAGAGGUAAAAACUUCUAGGAGAUGCAAUGAAGUCAUUGGGGAUAUAAUUGUUGGAAUUGGUAAAGCUGUAUUAAAGAAUUGCCAUUUGACAUUUGUGGAUGAAAUUUAUACAUUAAAACCCUAUACGCUACUUGUAAAUAGGACCUCAGAAGAUGAUAAAAUGAUGCAAAUGGAGCCAGUUAUGAGUAAUUAUUUUGAUAAUUAGAUUACAUAUUAUCAAUUGUAAAAUAUCUUCAAAGCUUUUACUAUGUACAAUUUUUGCUGCUUACACACAUGUCUACAGUCUGCUUUAUUCAAUUGGGUGAUUUUUGCAAGACUUAAUUUUAUCUAUCUUGUGUAUAUUUGGCUUUCAGUCCUAAUUUGCCUCAGUCUCUGUUAAAAUUUGUUAGUAAUAUUUUUCAAUCUCCAUAUAAGGUAGGUCCAUUAUAAUCUUGCUUUUCAAAUAUUCAUUGAUAAUGGGUAUUUCUUAAUUUCUUAGUUUUUUCAUUUUAUUAGACUUAUUUCCUUUGGUUACUGACCAAUUAAAAGUUAUUUGAUUGACUUCUUUAUAGGAGUUGAAACUUAAGGCGCCCAGUAGUUUUUUUUGUUCAGAAAAAUAUAUUCUAUUAAAAAAGUGAUACACUUCAGUAAAAUCUGCCAAUUUUUUUUAAAAUGUAUUGUUGAAAAUAUUCUUAAGACCAUGUUGAACUUGGUUGUUCAAUUUUUUAUUCUCAAUAUUUAAAAUAAUAUAAUAUAAAUUUUUUUCCAUUAUUUGAAAUCUGAAUUUAAAAAAAAAAAACAGUUCAAUGCAAUUUGUAGAAUUUUUUUGUUUAUCAAUAUUCAAAAAUGUUUAUGAAAACAUUGAAUUUACAAUGAGUUAUUAUUAUUUCUGCGAAGUAAUUUUUUUCAGUAAAAACUGCAUCAUCAUUUCUCCCUAAAUAGUAGUAGAUCGGUUGGAAAAUCUUAUAUUUAAGAUGGUAAUUAAAAUUUUAUAAUGUUAAAAUGUAUAAUUUCCCAUGAUUCCAAUAACAAUUGAAAAAAAUUGAAUAUUAAAAUUGAUUUUUUUAAUAUAGGAGCUGCUCCUUUGUAUUGUAUUGCUUGCAAGGAUAAUUUAAAGAAAUGUUGUAAAGAAUGUGGUUGUCGCAUUUGUGGUGGCAAGGACAAUGAAGACCGUCAAAUAAUGUGUGAUGAAUGUGAUCAUCCGUAUCACAUGUUGUGUCUUGAUCCACCUAUGGAGGCAAUUCCUGAAGACGACAAUUGGUUAGUGAAUUUUUAAUAUUAUGUUUACAAUUGUUUAUUUAGUGAGGUGAAUAUAAAUUAUAAUAUGUCUCAGGUACUGUCCUACUUGUAAAACUGAUGAAAAUAUUAUUGUUGGAGCUGGACAAGAAUUAAAAAAUGUAAAGAUAAAGAAAUCUAACUCGAAUCGUGAUUGGGGUAAGGGUUAUGCAUGUGUUGGUAGAGCAAAAAUAUGCAAUAUUGUACCAAUACACCAUUUUGGUCCUAUUCCCGGUAUUGAAGUUGGGACUUCUUGGCUUUUUCGGUUGCAAGUAAGUUUUGGAAAAACCAUUGCUUGAACAUAUUAAAUUGUAAAAUUUAUACCACUAUUACUUAGGCAUCGGAAAGCGGUGUUCAUCGUCCUUCUGUGGGAGGAAUACACGGUCGAGAUAAAGUUGGAGCUUUUAGUAUCGUCUUUAGUGGGGGAUAUGAAGACGAUGUUGACUAUGGUGAAGAGUUUUUGUAUACUGGUUCUGGUGGGAGGCAAUUAAAAACUGAAAACAAACGAACGGCAAAUCAAAGUUUUGACCAAGAACUAACACGGUCUAACAGGUAUUACUGACAAUAUUACUGAAAAUUAUUAAUCACCUUGUUUGAAUAUAUGUAAUUAUUAAAAUACUUAUUUGUAGAGCAUUAGCAAUAAAUUGCAAUGCAGAAUUGGAUGACGUAAAUGGAGCUGAAGCAAAGAAUUGGAAAGAAGGCAAACCUGUGAGAGUUUUAAGGAGUAGUAGAUCAAAACACUCAAAAUUUGCUCCAGAGUUGGGAUAUAGGUAGGAAUCAAAAGUUUUAAGAAUUUUUUUUAUAUGUAAAGCUUUUUUCAUCGUUUUCAUCCAAAUUAUUUGAGGGGUUGGCCACCUACAGUAAAAACUUCCACUUGAUCAAUCUUUUUAUUGUAAAAUUAUAAUAAUAAUUUAAAUUGUGCAAACAAACAAUAAUAUUUUAAAAACCAACAUUAUAUAAUUAGAAAUAACAAUGAAACCUGAUUUUUUAAAAUUUACCCCUAUUUUAUAGGUAUGAUGGUAUUUACAAAGUUGUAAAGUACUACCCAGCACGUGGGUUAUCUGGUUUCAAUGUAUGGCGGUUUGUAUUAAGGCGGGAUGAUAUAGUACCGGCUCCAUGGACUAAAAAAGGGAAAGAAAGGAUAAUUAAACAUAAUCUUAAAAUAAUCGUAAGUCGUGUUAAAAAAAAAUUAUAAUUUAAAUUAGGCAUAUUAAAUAUUAUUUUAAUGUAAUUUGUAUAAGUAUCCUGAAAAUUAUGAAGAAAAAAUAUCAAGUUCUAAAGGGAAAAGGGCCUUAACAGAAAAUUUUGAAAGUAAUGAGCCUAAAAGCGGUCCAUCAAAAAUAGAAGGCAAUACGGGUAGGAUGAAUAAGAAGAUUAGAAUUACAUAUGAACUUGAACCAGAAUUAAAAGAUCUUAUUGCAUCUGAUACAGUAAAUAAAAAAUAUUGGGUUGAAUGUAAGGAUGUUUUGGUUAAUGGAAAAAAAGUAAGUAUUCUAUUUACUUAUUUUUCUUGUAACUACAUUAAUGGGUUUUGUUCAUUUGCUAUUAUAAAUGUUGUGUAGGUAUUUUUGGAGAAAGUAGAAGAAACUUUUAAGUGUGCGUGUUGUCAAGAUAUUGUUUUUAACCCAAUAACAACAAAGUGCAAACACAAUAUUUGCAAAGUAAGUAAUAAACAUGCAAUUUUUUUCUUUAAUUUUUAUUAAAUAAAAGACUGACAUACUUUGCAUGAUUUAUUGAGUCAGUUGUCAGUGUGUAGUAGGGAAGGAAUCCCUUCUAGAUAUAGAAGGGAAGUUAAUGUUUAUUUUUACGCGUUGAUUAAUUAUUAAUUAUCUUUUGUAUUAGUAAUAACUAAUACAAAAGAUUCUGAGCAAAGUUCAGUUAAAUGUGUUUUGAAAGUCUGUAAUAUUUACUAUUUUCUUCAAAUUUAACAUUAAAAUAAUAAAAAUAAAAAUUCUGUAUUACACUCAAUUUUUAUUUUAUCACAAAACACUACUUAUAAUGAAUCCUUUGUUAAAUUUUCAAACUUUUCUGUGUGAUCUAACAAUUUUAUCCAUAGAGCAACUACCAAAACUAUGAUCAUUUUAAACGGAAUUGCAACAAAAAACUUAACUGAAUUAAAUACAUUUUGUAAAUUUUCUUCCCGGUUUUUUGUAUUUGUUAAAAAAAUUUCUUGACAAAUCAUAUAUCCUGCUCACAGAAAAAUAAAAUAAAUAUAUUUAUCUCUUUGCUCAGAAUCGAAUUCAGUAGGUACAAUUUAAUAUUAAUUUUUUUUUUUUUUUUAGAAUUGUCUACAAAGGUCAUUUGCCCUUAAAGUGUUUCAAUGUCCAUGGUGUAGAACUGAUCUGGACAAGAAUUGCUCCAUGAACGUAAACAAAAAAUUGGCUAGCACAUUGUUGUUCUUAUUCCCAGGAUAUAACACAGAUCGUUAAUAAGCUUUUAACUAUAAAAUACCUUUGAUUGAUUUUUGUGAAUGUAAAAAAUAAUAUUUUAUUGGUGUAAAUAAUAUGCGCUUUAAAAUAAGACUAAAUUGUUUUAAUUAUUUUAAAAUUAUUUCUUUUAAUUUAAAUUCUCAUAUUAGUUUUGAUGUAUUAAACUAUUUUAUUUUAAUUAGUAAACUUAAUUAUAAUUUUUUUUAUUACUAUUACUAUUCCACUACUUAUUUGUAUUUUAUUAAUAAAAAACUAUUCGUUUAUAUUCAUUUUAAUUUAAUUUACAAUAUUUCUUUGUGAUUGUAUUCAUAAAAUCUUAGCUUUAAACUGUAACUUUAAUUGUCUUUGAUUGGUUUUGU
Messenger RNA from Cinara cedri, 8262 nucleotides. The record is from the annotation of a GenBank genome assembly. Lineage: Eukaryota; Metazoa; Arthropoda; Insecta; Hemiptera; Aphididae.